Molecule: messenger RNA, 776 nt
Organism: Toxotes jaculatrix (banded archerfish)
Lineage: Eukaryota; Metazoa; Chordata; Actinopteri; Toxotidae
Exons: 5
Coding region: 123-776 (217 amino acids)
Source: RefSeq, a predicted model, not a curated record
GCACCUCCACACAGCUGAACAGACUCCAUGCGGGCAAGUCUGCAGGCCCAGAUGGCGUGAGCCCAAGGGCCCUGAAGACCUGUGCCCCCCAGCUAUGUGGAGUUUUUCACUGUGUCUUCAACAUGAGUCUCAGUCUUCAGAGGGUCCCAAUGCUGUGGAAGACGUCAUGCCUUGUCCCUGUACCGAAGACGUCGCGCCCUAGCGACCUCAAGGAUUACAGGCCUGUUGCACUGACGUCACACAUCAUGAAGACUCUGGAGAGACUCAUCCUGGAGCAGCUCCGGCCCAUGGUCCAACCAUUUAUGGACCCCCUUCAAUUCGCCUACCAGCCCCGUCUCGGAGUGGACGACGCCAUCAUCUACCUGCUCAACAGUGUCUACACCCACCUGGACAAGCCGGCGAGCACAGUGAGAAUCAUGUUUUUUGAUUUCUCCAGUGCGUUUGACACCAUCAGGCCGACUCUGCUGGGUGAGAAGCUGACAGUGAUGCAGGUAGAUGCCCCACUGGUGUCCUGGAUUGUAAACUACCUGACUGGCAGACCACAGUAUGUGCGCUUGCAGUGCUGUGGUGAUGAGAGUGAGUACAGGACGGUUGUAGACAACUUUGUCACAUGGAGCAAGAGAAACCACCUGCAGCUCAAUGUGAUGAAGACAAAAGAACUGGUGGUGAACUUGAGGAGGACCAAGGCUACAGCAACCCCUGUCAACAUUCAAGGGGUCAAUGUGGACAUGGUGGAGGAGUACAGCCCUCCUCUGUUUCUCGCUGAAGAGGGCUAG